UCUAUCUCAGCAGCUGGAAACUUAACAUUUCCGAGGUGUGUAUGAACGCAGCAUGACGCCGCCUGUGGUGGCUCAUUACAUUAUCUGGCAACCGGAGUGGCAGCGGACAGAGGAGAGGGGAUCCCCGGGAUUUUUACACCGAAGCCAGCGAAAUACCAAUAUCAAACAUCUGAAAAUCGCUGGGGAACUCGGUUACGCUCCUCCUAGACUUCGGUGAGAGCAGCCAUGUCAGAGGAGGCAGUGCGUCAAACGCGCAGCCAGAAGCGGGCUCUGGAGAGGGACCAUGCAUCUCUUGCUGGGUCCCUGGGGGACAUGGACGGCAAACGGGUUAAGCUGGAGCGGGGAGAUGGAGCUGGAGCUCCCCUGGCUCUGGUGGGAUCUGGAGCUGAGGGUGUCAAGCUGAAGAGUGAGCAGGCUGCAAAGGUAGCAGCAAGCAUCCUAAAGGCUGGGGAAGUGAAGGCCACCAUCAAGGUGGAGGUUCAGACUGGAGACGAGCCCGUUGAUAUGAGCACAUCCAAAAGUGACAUUAAGAAAGAGAGGCAGCCGCCAUCACCAGAUGAUGUGAUUGUGUUAUCAGACAACGAGCCAUCCAGUCCUCUCAUGAACGGCCACUGCUUCACGAAGACUGACACAGAUAAACUUAUGAAGAGUUCUCCUGAGGAGAGGGAGCGCAUCAUCAAACAGCUGAAGGAAGAACUGAGACUCCAAGAGGCCAAACUGGUGCUGCUUAAGAAACUACGACAGAGCCAAAUCCAGAAGGAGAGCACAGUACAGAAGGCGACUGGCUCUGUAGCCACUCCUCCUCCUCUGGUGAGAGGGAGCAUCACAUCAAGUAAAGGACCCCUCCAGGUGACAGGUCGUAGCUCAGGCACGGUGAUCCCUCCUCCGUUAGUGAGGGGUGGGCAACAUGUCCCGUCCAAACACAACUCUCAGAUUGUCAUGCCACCUCUGGUCAGAGGAGCCCAGCCUAUUGCAGUUACUCCUCAACAGAUAGCCAGUCUACGUCAGCAACAGCAGCAGCACAGCGGUUCAGGCCCCCCUCCACUCUUGCUUGCUCCCAGGGCUUCUGUGCCCAAUGUCCAGGUCCAGGGCCAGAGGAUCAUUCAGCAGGGACUCAUUCGGGUGGCUAAUGUGGCCAACAGUAAUGUCAUGGUCAACAUCCCUCAGGCCUCUCCAACUAGCCUAAAGGGCUCUUCAGUGUCACCCAACUCUAGCGUCAAUGAUUCCCCAGCCAGCCGGCAGGCAGCUGCCAAGCUUGCACUGCGUAAGCAGUUGGAGAAAACGCUACUGGAGAUCCCUCCACCCAAACCUCCUGCCCCUGAGUUCAACUUCCUGCCUUCAGCAGCCAAUAAUGAGUUUAUUUACUUGUUGGGGUUAGAAGAGGUGGUGCAAAAACUUCUGGAGAUGCACGGCAGGGGUAAUCUGGGCCCAGCCACUGCAUUGGCCAGCUCCAUUCCCAAAGAGCCACACACCUGUGCCCAGUGUAAGACGGACUUUACCUCCCGCUGGAGAAAGGAGAAGGCUGGGACCAUCCUCUGUGACCAAUGCAUGUCGUCCAAUCAGAAGAAGGCCCUGAAGGCUGAGCACACCAGUCGGCUGAAGGCAGCCUUCGUUAAGGCACUCCAACAGGAGCAGGAGAUUGAACAGCGUAUCCUCCAACAGGCGGCGGCCUCUUCUUCCUCCUCUGCCUCUUCUGUCUCUAAAACCACCUCGUCCUCCUCUCCCUCACUGUCUAAGAGUGAGGUGCUGGUGUCCCAGCAGUACAAGCAGGUCAGGGCUGCCAUGCAGCACAGACCUGUGGCUGCCCACCACUCCACCAUUAAGCAGAGUCAGCUGUCACACAGCAUCCAGUCCGCAGUGAGGUCUCGGGGUGUGGUCCACUCAUUCACCUCUUCCUCUCAUCUGCAGAGCGCUGUGACAGCAGCAGCGCUGGGCAGCAGGCCAGGUAAGCAUGCUGCAGCACGCUCGUUGCAGCAGGGGGCAAAGGUCAGCGCCGGCAGCAGCAGCAGCAGCAGUAACCAGGGCAACGUGGCUGCCUGGAGGAAGCAGAGCGGUGGAAACACAGGUGUGACUAUGGCCUAUGUGAACCCCAGCUUGUCUGCCCAUAAGACCACCUCUGCUGUGGAGCGUCAGCGAGAGUACCUGCUGGACAUGAUUCCCUCCCGUUCUAUCUCCCAAGCAGCCAACACAUGGAAAUAAUGCAGUCUUACUCUCCUCUGACACCAUAACUGUUACCCCUCUUAAUAUCAAUAACAGCCAUUCUCAUUAUCAUUCUAAUCCUUUCUAUGGACUUCUAUGCCUCUGACACCAAAAAUGGUGCAAAGGAGAAUCAUCUUUUUUUUUUUUUUUUUUCUUUUUUGGGAUGGAGGUGUUCCUCCAUCUCCUCUUCAGAUCUUUCUGCUACCAUCUGCCCUACCUGAAUCCUCCAUCCCACGUAGGAGUUGUGCUGCGACAGCCUGGGCUUCUGGGAUACAAGGAGUUUGUCAAAUAGAAUUUGGGUACAUUUCUGAGGGUUGGGGUAAACAUGGGUGUGUACAAUUUUACAAACUUCUCCAUUGAUGUUGCCCCUCCCUCCCUUUAUAUUGGUUGAUCCUCCCAGUUGUACCAAGAGGAAGUUGCCACACAAUCCCUGAGCUCCCCUGCCUCUGGAUUAGGCAGGGACACAAUAAUAAUCACUAUUAUACACAAUAAAAUAUUCGCCUUACGUCCUGCCCCUCUCCAGUCUGAGCCAGUCAGACUCAGGGCCAUGUGGUGGCCCAACCGAACUUAACUGAAGACCUCAUCACAGGGAUUGUGGUAGAGCUUCAAGGACCAUCCACGAGAUAAUAAGAACUGCUUCAGCUUUGCAAAAAUGAAUAAAAUAAAAAAAGGACUGUAAAAAAUGAUCUCUCUCUGCACACAGACUGCCUCUUCUCUCUAACCUACGCCGUGUAUAGUAGAGAAGUUGACGUGUGUUGGAUUAUUUUGUAUGGCUGAAUGUUAGGAUUUUGUCUUUUCUUCUGUAAGUCAUAUACUGUGUUUCGAAUAUUGUGCUCCCUGAUACUUUGGAAGUGGCCUCUUUUCGAGGUCUGAAUUUACAGGCUAUUGUUACUGUUGAGGUGGUUUUACAUCUGCUGGGUUCCAUGUUGUGGCCUACUUUUAAAUACUUUGUUUUUUCUAAAAUGAAGAGGAAGAAUAAAGAUUAAGGUUUCACUGA
Xiphias gladius (swordfish) is the source of this 3196-nucleotide messenger RNA. It is a transcript of the gene gatad2ab, whose product is annotated as GATA zinc finger domain containing 2Ab. Bases 226 to 2199 code for a protein of 657 amino acids. The transcript has 11 exons. Gene Ontology annotation, cellular component: NuRD complex. Gene Ontology annotation, biological process: negative regulation of transcription by RNA polymerase II. Gene Ontology annotation, molecular function: sequence-specific DNA binding; zinc ion binding. The record is from RefSeq and is a predicted model, not a curated record. Lineage: Eukaryota; Metazoa; Chordata; Actinopteri; Istiophoriformes; Xiphiidae.